GCCAGAAUUGAUAGGGAGGAAACCGAGCAAGUGGGCGUAAAGCGGUAAACGACUGAGAACUAGCAAUCCGCCCCCGCCCGCGGUAUGAGAUGGGCUAUAUAUUGAGGUACAGAUCUCCACUCGGUUUGACACCAAAGGCAAAUCCAAUGGCUUCUGCAAAGACUAGAUCCAGCGCCCCUGUUCUACCCCGUGCCCUUCAGCGCUCCCUUUCCCCCACCCGCUAUUCAUUUUCCACCUCUCUCUCCACUAAGCAUUACAUUUCUUCUCCUGUAAUCACUUUCGACUUAGCCAGAUCCGUGUCGCCAAAGAGGAAUCUGCAGGCCCGCUCACCGGUCCGUUCGGUUCCGCCCAAGGCCGGGCAGAGGGCAGCCGUUCCAGCCGGUUCGGCGAGGAAGAUGUGCUUGUGCUCGCCCAGCAAUCAUCCUGGCGCGUUCCGUUGCAAUCUCCAUAGGAAUUGCCCCCCUUCCUCUUCCUGUUCCUCCGCUUCUACCAAUUCUCAGCUGCACAUGCGCAGAUCCGCCAUGAAAAACUCGCUGGUGAGAAUUGGCAGCGUGGAAGGAGGAGAAUGGAUGAAGAAAGCACUCUCUGCGCUCAUCAGGCCCUCCUCUCAUCAAGUACGAAGGAGAACGUCGUUCCAACCACGGCCCAGCAGGCUCCGUCAUAUGACCAUGGCAGAAGAUAUGGCCGUUUCGUGAGGGCCAGGCCGUUGCCCAUUCUACACAACUCGCGUUUUGCUCGGUCGAGGAAAACGCCACAGCAGCGCAUAGCAGCGCAUAGCAGCAAGCAGCAAGCAGCGCGCGGUCUUUUUGAUUUCCUGCUUAGGGUUUGGUCACAUGACUAGAGAUUUCUUAUACAAAUCCUCAUAUCCUAUAAUAUCACAGCCUGCCGAAUUGCAUCGAUAGAUCGAUAUUCAGAAAAGCUAAAACAUUCCGCUGACAGAAAGAAAGAAGUUUAAAUAUCAAUUAAAGUUUGUGAA
Cryptomeria japonica (Japanese cedar) is the source of this 976-nucleotide messenger RNA. RefSeq lists its product as uncharacterized. The record is from RefSeq and is a predicted model, not a curated record. Bases 90 to 695 code for a protein of 201 amino acids. NCBI's taxonomy places the organism in Eukaryota, Viridiplantae, Streptophyta, Pinopsida, Cupressales, Cupressaceae. The transcript has a single exon.